Molecule: messenger RNA, 9471 nt
Organism: Caenorhabditis angaria
Lineage: Eukaryota; Metazoa; Nematoda; Chromadorea; Rhabditida; Rhabditidae
Source: the annotation of a GenBank genome assembly
AUGAAGGAACUUGACCCGGACGAGUCAAACCUUUUAUUUGAAAAUCAAGUCGUUCUCCGGGAUAUUGUAGAGCAGUAAGUUUAUUAUUUUGGGAGAUUUUUUGAGAACAAAAAAUCAAUAACAUUUUUGCAGAGGUCCAUUUUCAAAUGUUUACAAAUGUGUUCAUAAUACAUCAAAUAGAAGUUUUUUGCUUAGAAGUAUCAAUUUAUCAUGUUUCAAAAGUCAUACAGGAUUAGAUUUUGAAGGUAUUUUUUUUACUCAAAAAUUCAGUAACACUUUUAAAAAUACUUUUUGUUUAGAAAUAGAUGAAGAAAUUCGAAUCUGUAAGAGUCUGAAUCACCCAUUCAUUUGCCGCUUGGAAAAUGUUGUCACUUCCCCCAAUUUUCGACACAUGAUUUUUGAGAAUUUAGAAGGAAGUGAUAUUUGUUUUGAAAUUGUUCAAAGGGCGAGUAAUGGUUUUGUUUAUUCGGAAUAUGUUAUUAGGUAACUUAUUUUUCAUUUUCAAGUUAUUUUCUUUACGUCGCUUGAACAAACGACCCGUCGAGUAAUUUUUGUAAAAGGAGGAGAAAGCGCGCCCUAUGGAGAAAAAUUGCGUCCGUCCCCUGUACAAAUUGCUGUACGUCGUGGCCCUUCCUCUCUGUCUCUCACCUUUUCUCCUUUUUGAUUCUACUUUUUUUUCUCGACGGGUGCUAGCGUAAAGAAAAGCGCACUGUAUAUUCUUUGAAAAAAUCUUUAUAUAUUAAAAUGUUUUCAGUCAUUAUAUGAAACAACUUCUCGAUGCGUUAGAUUAUAUUCAUAGUAAAAAUAUUGUUCAUAGGGAUAUUCGACCACAUAAUAUUGUUCUAGCCACGUAAGUUCUGCAAAUAAUUUUGAAAUAUUUCAAAGAGAACUUGUUUUUCAGAAGAGACACAUCUGCAGCUCUGAAAUUGUGUGGGUUUAGCGUUGCAUUGGAUUUAUCACUACUGGGUGGAUCUAUGGCGUCAGGUGAGCAAAACUAUUAAUUUGAAAGGGGGAUAAUUUUGAAUUUUCACGAAAUUUGAAGAAAAAACUAUCAUUUUUUUCAAAAUUCAUCAAAAACUGUGAAUGUUUGCGUGAAUUUCAACUGAUAUUAUUCUCAAAAUGUUCCUAGCAAGCGAAAAGAAAUGUUGAAAUCUCACAUCAGUUGACUAAAAUCAAAUUUUCAGGCCGAGUUGGUGUGCCGCAAUUCAUGGCUCCGGAAAUUGUGCGAAAAGAUCGUGUUUCGUGUUUAUCGGAUAUGUGGUCGACAGGCGUUGUGCUCUUUCUUCUUCUUUCCGGUAGAUUACCUUUCAACGGACCUCAUACCGAUAUCUAUGAGAGAAUUUCAAUUGGAAUCGAUGAUGUGAGUCAUAUCAAAUUUCAACCAUUUUGUGUGUAACAAAAAAUAUGCAUAAAAUUCAUUCGUUUUUCUUUUUAUUGAUUAUAAUUAAUUUUAUUCAAAAAUAUAUUUCCAGAUUCGAUCACAUAUGCCACAAGUAUCUGAAAGUGCAAAAAAUUUGGUUCAACGAUUGCUAACAACAGAAGUUGAUCAAAGAAUGAGCGCCAAAGAGGUUAGUUGCAAACAGAACAAAAAAACAACUCUUUUUUUUACUUGAUUGUUCCUAGAAUUUGUUUUCGUAAAGUCAAGAAUUCAAUUUAUUUCAUUUAUUUUUUGUUCUUUUUAUAGGCUUUGUCUCAUGAAUGGAUUCGAGAUAAAGAACACAUGGCGAGUCGAAAACAUAUGAAUGAUGUUAUUGAAAAUAUGAGAAGAUAUAAUGAUUCGAGGAAACUCAAAGUGAGUCAACGUUUUUUUUUGGAAAAUUUUUUUUAUUUAAAAAAAUAUGGAAAACAAUGUUAACAUAUUUUUUUGAAAUUUCUGGCAAUAUUUGUUUUCUGAAUUUUUCAACUCUCAAAAAAAAUCAUUUCAUCUCAGAUUUUUUUCACAAAACCCCCAUAAAUGAAUGUUCGAACUUUUUCCCUGUUCAAGAACUUUUCACAAGGAUUUUGAUGGAAUUUUCUUUGAAUACCAGCUUAUCCCAGUGAGAAAAAAAAACAGAACUCAAUAAAAUCACGUUUUUUCACAUAAACAUGUGAACACAAAUGCUUGUUUGCUUCAAAACACAAAAAAAAACGCAGAUUUAUUUCGAAUAAAUGAAAACACAAAAACACGCAAGAAAAAACAUUAGAGAAGCAAGACUGUAAUUUUCGAAAGAAUCGGUUUCAUGUUCUUCACAACGCAGUUUAAAUCCCUAUAUUUUACGAGAAGUUAAAAUUCAUAUUCAGAGUGUUUUAGGUGAAAUCUUGACCUUUUUUCUGUACUUUAACUACUUUUGGAAAAAAAAACAAGCAAAAAAACAAUAAUUUCAAAUAAAUCUGACAAUUAAAAAAUAAAUUUGUUCAAACACUGAAUUAUUUUUGAAAAAAAGAUCAAGUUUCUUGGAAUGUUGAAAAAUGAUAAUUCUGAACAGAACAUCUGUGUUCGUUUUUUCAAACUAUGUAACUCAACCUAAAUUAUCUCAAAUUUCGUUCAGUUUUUGUCUAGUCUAUACAUUAUUUUUUCGUUGCAAGGCGUAGGUGUCAUCUUUAUCACUUCACUCAUGUUUUCUUUGAUUUUUCCAGAGUUAUGUAUUGUCGGCUGUCAACAGUGGCAAGUUUGACGAAUCAAUGUCAAAUCAACAGCAGCUUAUCAUUUCUUCAUCUUCUCCAACUUCACCACAAUCUGUCACUGAUCCAUCAGGUAUGAAGCAUUGUUAUUCUUUCUAUGAUUCUGAACUUUAUUUUGUGUUAGGUGACACAAAUGCUAGUGUUGAAUUCACAACUACUGUUAUCAAUUCGAAAUCGAAUUCUGGUGGAUCUUCUGAAAAACCAUCUACUAAAGAUUUAGCAGGAGCACAGAAGGUUAGUUAUUAUUUUCAAGUGGGUAAACAAAUAAUUGAAAAUUGAUCUCAAGAACUUUUUGUACUACCAAUUUGUUUUUUGAUCUGUUGCAGAAUUACAAAUUUCCAAGGAUGAAUGUAAGAUUGUGAACCCCAGUUUCCCAAAAAUUAUAAUAAAUAUCUAACAUUCCCGCUAGAAACUUGAAAAAUCUUCGGAUAGUGUAUCCCUGAAUGUUCAGAAUAUUCUUCUGAAAUCACUAAUCGAAUGUUUUAUUUCUAGAUUCUUGCCUCCUUGGAUGCCAUCAAUAGCUUAUUGGAUGCAAGCACUUAUAAACCUGAAAGUGGAAAUUUUCAGAAAAUUUAUGAAGAUCAAAAUGUUCGCACGUUGUUACGGGUUAGUUUUCUAGCAUUUCUAACAGCAUGUCAAGCCAGAAUUUUUAUCCCAAAAAUCAGUUCUUCAAAAAUUUGGAAAAAAAAAGACCACCCGCUUUUUGGUUUUAAUGCAUCAGAAGGAUCAGAUUUCGUGUGAAAGUAAUCAGAGUUUUCGUCACAAAAAAGUUUUGAAAUUUGACAAAAUCUGAAAUCUGUCUUGUUAGUUUCUAAAACAGGCCCUAAGUUAGAUAAAAUUGGAAUUAAUGAACCCACAGCUCGAAAUACCUGACGUUGACAGCAAAAAGAAAUCGGCUAUCAACUUUUUCAAAAAUUGUGAAAUGAACUAGGUUUUAAUGAAAUUAUGAACCGAAUCAUAAGUGUUGACUGCCAAAUUCUGAUUACAUAUUUUGGGAUCUGUACAUCGAAUUCCUCAACUUGAUUGGAUUUUCGCAGAGAAAUACAAAAACAAUUGGCCUUCCGCAACAUAUUUGUGAAAAAAUAGAGCGAUGAGUUAAAAGCAACGUCCGUUUUUCGUGAAGAAGUACGAGAGGCGAUUUAAUUACGAGUAAACCUCCUUCAACAUCGCCUACACAUAUAUAACAAAAACUUGAAUAGCCAUCUAAUGGACAUCCUCGACAAUGACUCUCGCUUUGCCCACAAAAAAGGCCCCUUAACUUUCGUUCUACUUUUUCCGUUUGCCUCUUCUCCAUCAUCAUCAUCGUUCUUGUGUUGGCCGUUGCGAAAAACGAAAACGUCGUCGUCUUCUUCUUCUUCUUCGUUGUCGUCUCCUUCUUCUUUUUUGCCCAUAAUUUCAUUUUCAACGCACUCUCAUAUAGGCCUGAAGCUUCGUUUUUCUUUUUUCUCGAGUUUUCUUACCCCUAGGUUUAGAAAAAGCAAAAAUAGCAACAAAAAUAAACCCAGAAUCAUCACUCAACUUUUUUCAAAACUUUUUUUCUCAAACUUCAAGGUGAUCAAAUCACUUCUCCCAGAUUUAAGAUUUCCAGUAAUGAAAAUCACACAAAAUAAUGUGAGGCUCAAAAAAUAUUGUCACUGAUUUUUUUUAUUUUCUGAGAAUCCUCAUGUUUUUUAUUAAUGAAUGUAAUAGUUUGUAAAAUCUGGUGAACAUAUGGAAAAUCAGUAAAAUUUUAUGUUUCAUCAAAAAAACACCAAAAAUUAAUAUUUAUUUUUUCGUAAAAGCUAAAAAGCGGAUAAAUUAUUUAUUAUUGUUCAUAACUACCCUUAAUUUAUCUUCAUUUUGAAAAAAAAAUAAUUAUUCUCUUUUUUUUCGUAUAUAUUUUGUGAAUAUCAAUAAAUUUCCCUAGUAUAUAUAAUUUUUUCCAAAAGCUCAAACUACAAACAUAUGUACAUACAUAUUGAAGAAGCAAAAAAUGAAUGAUAUAUUUUAUCUUUAGCUUGGCUUGCUAACAGAAAUGUGUCUCUAAAAACAAACACACGUUUUUCACUUACGAUUUGCUCUUCUUUUGUCUUUUCUGUAUUUUUUUGAAGAGAUUGUGUUCUUUGAGUUCGCAAAAAUGAGUUUUUUUGCCAAAAAAUGGCUGAGUUCUCUCUCGAGUAUUGAAUUUAACUUAUCUUUCAUUCAAUCUUUCACACUUUUUUUGGAUUUACCCAGAAAUUUUCGGAAUAGGAGUUCUGAACUUUUUCUAGUUGUGGAUAUAUCAGUUAGUUGUCCGAAGCAGUAUUGGGGUUUUGUGGUUUUUCAAGAAAUUUUGGGUAGUCUUAACUUUUUUUUUCAAAUAAUCAAAUUUUUCGUGAUCUGUGGAUAGUCAGUUUCAAAUUUCAAAUUUAUUUGGAAGUCAUAUUUUCUUCAAAAAAAUAUCCCAACAUGUUGAGUUUCAUUAUUGUAAUCUGAUACAUCUCUCCCCACUUUUCAAGAAAUUUAAACUCGAAAAAGUAAUUUUUAUUCUUAGUUUCACUCUAGUUUUCAUUUUUGCUCAGAUCAAUUAUAUAAUAAAAUUGCUGAAACAUCCAUUAAAUUCCAAUAAAAAAGUUGAGAAAAAUGGAAACAAUUAACAACCCAUCUCUUCCUUUCGAUUAGUUUUUUGAUCUCUUCAUUUAAUUUUUGUUCCGUAUUCCUUCUUGCUCAAUCCGUUAUUUUUAUGAUUUUCAAAAAUCAACAAUUCAUCAGAUGUCGAAAACGGUGACAAUAAAAUCCGGAUCAUCGCCACCAAAACGACAUCCAAAAAAACAAGAAAAGGUAACUUGAAAAGUGGAAAAAAUUAAGAAAAGCAAGAAGAAGAACAAAAAAAAAGUGGGAGGAUGCUCUUGGGGGUUUUCACUUUUCUUCCAUUUCUUUCUUUUUCUACUCUUCUUAUUUUCUCUUUUGACUGGCUGCUAAAAAAACACAAAAAUAGAAGAAAGAGUCAAUUAUUAUCUAUAUGGAUUCAAAGUUAUUUCACGAUUCAUUAUUGGCAAUAUUGAUCGGAUCAUUUUUGAUUUUCUUCAUUUGUGUCCUUGUGAUUGGGGCAUUAAGUGAUCGUGGUUUGUGUUGUCACGAUAAUUCAUUCACAUCACAUCGAACUAAUGGAAAACAUCAACAUCGACCACGAAGUAGUAUUAGUAGUCAAGAAAGAAGUACAACCACAAACGGGGGGAUCGUUAUUGUUAUGCCGACAGAAUGCGAUUGUGAAAAAUGUGAUCGAGGAAUUGGAGGAGAAAAUCAAAGAGAAGGAGGAGGAGAAGAAUCAUACGAACAUGAGGAAACAAGUAGUAUUCAACCAGAUGAUUCCAGUAGUGGAUUCUAUACAGAACAAUUCACAACUGGUAAAACCAUAUUUUCUAAUUCAUUUUUCCUGAUCUUUUGUUUCUAAUAGUUUUCAUUCCGCCUGAUAUUUUUUCUGAAAUUCUGAUCCUCCUUAUUUUAUCCGGUUGUUUUGUUUCAAAAAAAAAAAACAGGGGUUAUUCAAAGAAGUUUCCAAAAUGUUUUCCAUAAAAAUAAUUCGAUUUUUUCAGUUGUAUGACAAGAUCAGUGAAAUGCCAUUUGAGCCAAUCAAAACGGAAAUCGAUUCAACGACACUACGAAAAGAAGUGAGUCCUCAUAUUUCUCCCAGCUAACAAAAAAUUCUUCAAACAACAAACAAAAGCGAGAAAAAAAUUGAAAAUUUUAUCCGAUAGCCCCAAACCCAACCAACCACUAUUACAAUGUCAAUGACUGACAGCUCAUGUCAUUCAUUCAUGUUUUGUUUCCGUUUUUUCUCGUCAGUAAGUGAGCAGAAAUAAAAAAAACGUGCUUGCAUUUUUCACUCUUUUUUAAUAUCUACAUAUACAUAAAUAUGCUGAAAAAAUGUGUCCCAAGGGUGAGAGCAAAAAAACAUUUUUUUUGAACACCCAAGAUUUCGGAUUUUGACAUAAGUAGAUUUUUCUCAUUUUUCAAACACGAGGGAAAGAAAAAGGAAAAAGAAAAAAUUUGACACGAUAUUCUCAAAGGAAUUUUUGAGAUGAGUGGCAAGAAAUUGAAUUUGUCCACUUUCGAAAAGCAGCAAAAAAAGAGACUACAAAUACUAUAACAAAAUAUUUUUUGCAGACAGUAUUAUCGAUUGAUGGUUUGCUUGGUCCAAGUCCCGAAGCUCAGGAAUUACGGCAACUCUUAAGUGCUCCACAUUUAACGGUUAGUCUGUGUUUUGUCGCCGUCAGGAUUAGUUUUUUUUUCUUCAAAGAAAAAAAAAGAAAAAAGAGGACACAAAAAAUAAGAAAAAUCUAAAGGCUUAAAAAAAUGUUUCCAGUAAGCAAGAGAGAGUGGGUUCGGUUUGAACUUUGAGGUUACAAACUUUUUUUAGCAACAAAGAUCAGCAUUUUUGCAAAAGGUGAUAGCGAAAAACUUUGAACUUAUCAGGAGUUCAAAGAAAUCUAUCAUCUCACAAGCUGAUUUCAAAAAUCAGAAAAAGUUCAUGACGAUUCAUCAAAAUCUCUUUGAAAAAUCAAAGAAAAAUCUCUGUCGUGUGAAAAUCCAAGUCCUUUCUUUUGUUUUUGAUUAAUUACCACUGCAUCUUUUUUCACUUUGACAACAACAAAAAAUACGAUGAUUUGAUAAACGGGGAUUCUGAUUGGAGCGUGCAAGAAAGAAAUAUAUAAUUUUAUGAUUUUCAUUUUCAGAGUUGUGUGCAAGCAUUGGAUGUGGUCGUUUGCGAAGUUCGUGAUCCAACAAAAAAUGAAAGUUCAAGUGGAGGUUCGGAAAAAGAUGGCGGAACAUCAGAUACGGCCCCUCCAUAUUUGAAUGGUGGAAUUUUGCCAUUGGGCUCGCAAAGAGCCGGAACAUCCUUUGAGAAUUUCAAUCAUUCAAAUGUCCACACUUCAUGUAAGUUAGCUUUUCAUUUUAUUCACUUUUAUUCAGUUUUUCUUCUAGUUGCUUUUUUCAACUCUUUUUUUGUUUUGAAAAAUUUGGAUGUAGGAAAAAUUCAAUGAACUUCUGAACGUUGCAACAAAGAAAGUGUGAUUUUCCGAAUUUCGUGAAAAUUUUGGACUUUCUUUUUUUUUAACAUUUUUGAAAUCAAAUGUGGUUUCUAUAACUUUUAAAAAUUAUUAUUUGAACACUAUGUCUUUUCACAAUCAUUCACUUUUUUCAGACGACGACGAAGACGACGAACUUUACGAUUGUAUGUCUCGACUUCGAUUAGUUCAAUUCCAAAAAGACACGCAAGAACCGAUGGGAAUAACUUUGAAAGUAAAUGAAGAUGGUCGAUGUUUUGUCGCAAGAAUAAUGCACGGUGGUAUGAUUCAUCGACAAGCAACACUUCACGUUGGCGAUGAAAUUCGUGAAAUAAAUGGAAUGAGUGUAGCAAAUCGAAGUGUUGAAUCAUUACAAGAAAUGUUACGAGAUGCGAGGGGACAAGUCACUUUUAAAAUUGUGCCAAGUUAUCGAAGUGCGCCACCAGCUUGUGAGAUUUUUGUGAGAGCACAAUUUGAUUAUGAACCAAUUCAAGAUGAUUUGAUACCAUGUCCACAAGCUGGUGUGCCUUUCAAAACUGGAGAUAUUCUACAGGUAAACACAUAUGAUUUUAUGAAUAUUUUAUUAUGAUUUUAUGAUUUUUAUUAUAGGUGAUCUCAAAAGACGAUCAUAAUUGGUGGCAAGCUCGUUUUGUGUCAGCAUUCCCUUCAAUUGGAACUUCUACUCAAAGUCAACCAAGAAGUAAUCAACAACAAAUUGCUGGUCUUAUUCCAUCUCCAGAACUUCAAGAAUGGAGGACGGCAUGUCUAGCGAUGGAAAGAGCCAAAAAUUCUUGCAAUAGUAAGUUUUGCGGUAUUCGAAAUUCAAACAAAAAUGUAAUAUUAUAUUUUAGCUCAUUGUAUGUGGUUCAAUAAAAAGAAAAAAUACUACACAACAAAAUAUCUUCAAAAACAUUCUGCUUUAUUCGACCAACUUGAUUUGGUAACAUAUGAAGAAGUGAUGAGACUCUCACAAUAUCGUCGAAAAACAUUAGUGCUACUUGGUGCACAUGGUGUUGGUCGGCGACAUAUCAAAAACACAUUGAUUCAUCGACAUCCAAACCGUUUUGCCUAUCCAAUUCCACAUACAACUCGACCACCAAGAAAAGAUGAAGUUGAUGGAAAACAUUAUUAUUUUGUGUCAUCUGAUCAAAUGAUGACAGAUAUUCAAAAUAAUGAAUAUUUAGAAUAUGGAACACAUGAAGAUAGUGAGUUUUUUCUAGAGAAUAUGAAGAAAUAUUUAUUGUAAUUUGGUUUUAGGCAUGUAUGGAACAAAAUUGGAAACAAUUCGAAAUAUACAUAAAAGUGGAAAAAUUGCAAUUCUCGAUGUUGAGCCACAAGCAUUGAAAGUUUUGCGAACUGCUGAAUAUUCACCGUUUGUUGUGUUUAUUGCAGCACCAAAUUUGCAAGGAAUGCAAGAUGUAAGUGGAUUUUUCAAAAGAAAAAAUUAACGGAAGCCUGAGAGGUUCAGAGAAAAAAAAAUUGAAAUAUCAGAAAAGAUUAUCAAAAUUUUGAAGUCUUGAAAUUUUCGGGAUUCUAUUACACCCCACGUUCUGCCUUUACCCUUCUUUUACUUUCGACCAAAAUAUAUAAAAUGAAUUUUCAGCCUGAUGGUUCCUUGGAAAAACUGCUCAAUGAAUCGGACAUUCUCCGUCAAGCAUUCGGUCAUCUUUUUGAUUACAUAAUAACAAAUAGUGAUAUUGAUGACACCAUAACACAAUUAGAACGAUUAGUCGAAAAACUGCCAGCUUAUCCCCAAUGGUUACCUGUCUCAUGGGUUUAUUGA